Messenger RNA from Fusarium poae, 1161 nucleotides. RefSeq names its product pyruvate dehydrogenase E1, beta subunit (gene PDB1). Gene Ontology annotation, molecular function: pyruvate dehydrogenase (acetyl-transferring) activity. The transcript has 2 exons. Bases 1 to 1161 code for a protein of 386 amino acids. The record is from RefSeq and is a predicted model, not a curated record. Lineage: Eukaryota; Fungi; Ascomycota; Sordariomycetes; Hypocreales; Nectriaceae. Gene Ontology annotation, biological process: pyruvate decarboxylation to acetyl-CoA.
AUGUCUCGCAUUCUUCGACCCGCAGCUCGCCUCGCUGCUUCGACUCGAGCUAUCCGUGCUCCCGUUGCUCCUUCGGCUGCUCAGUCUGCCAUCACCCGCGCUGCUCUUGCGCGACCCGUUGUUUUCGGUUCCGCCCAGACCCGAUCCUACGCCGACAACAGCUCCGGCGUCAAGGAGUACACCGUCCGAGAUGCGCUCAACGAGGCUCUCGCUGAGGAGCUCGAGCAAAACGAGAAGGUCUUCAUUCUCGGAGAGGAGGUUGCCCAAUACAACGGUGCCUACAAGGUGACCAAGGGUCUUCUCGACCGCUUCGGUGACAAGCGUGUCAUUGACACCCCCAUCACCGAGUCUGGUUUCUGUGGUCUCGCUGUCGGUGCUGCCCUCAGUGGUCUUCAUCCCGUUUGUGAGUUUAUGACCUUCAACUUUGCUAUGCAGGCUAUCGAUCAGGUUAUCAACUCUGCCGCCAAGACCCUCUACAUGUCUGGUGGUAUCCAGCCCUGCAACAUCACCUUCCGUGGUCCCAACGGUUUCGCUGCUGGUGUUGCCGCUCAGCACUCCCAGGACUACUCCGCCUGGUACGGCAGCAUUCCUGGUCUCAAGGUCGUUUCUCCCUGGAGCGCCGAGGAUGCCAAGGGUCUCUUGAAGGCCGCCAUCCGUGACCCCAACCCCGUCGUUGUUCUCGAGAACGAGUUGAUGUAUGGUCAGAGCUUCCCCAUGUCCGAGGCUGCCCAGAAGGACGACUUCGUCAUUCCCUUCGGCAAGGCCAAGAUUGAGCGAUCCGGCAAGGACCUGACCAUCGUGUCCCUCAGCCGCACUGUUGGCCAGUCUCUGGUUGCCGCUGAGAACCUCAAGAAAAAGUACGGUGUUGAAGCCGAGGUCAUCAACCUGCGAUCCAUCAAGCCUCUUGAUGUUGAGACCAUCAUCCAGUCUGUUAAGAAGACACACCGUCUUCUAUCCGUCGAGUCUGGCUACCCUGCCUUCGGUGUCGGAUCUGAGAUCCUUGCCUUGACAAUGGAGUACGGUUUCGACUAUCUCGAUGCCCCUGCUGCUCGAGUCACUGGCGCUGAGGUCCCUACCCCUUAUGCUCAGAAGCUUGAGGAGAUGUCCUUCCCUACUGAGAAGUUGAUUGAGGACUACGCUGCCAAGGUUCUUCGUCUGUAA